GAUGCAAUACCCACAGUGCAAUUUGAAACUCAGUGCCAAGUUCCCAACUCAAAUGACUACAACAUUGUGAGCAGUAAUAUCACGUCAUCAAGCUUUUCCAUCACUUGGAAUUAUCCUGUUCACAGUGACAAAUGGUGCCCUCUAGAGUUAUAUGAAAUAAUACUUCAAGACCAAUGGAAAACAUUCUCUCAAGAGUUAUUCUUUCCACUCAAUUAUACUGUUUUCUCAGCUUUACUACCAGCCCAUCAAUACACAGUAUAUGUAUGUGCAAAAACGAAACAUGGAAAAGCACCUUGCUCUUUGCCAUUUGCAGUUACUACAGAAGGAGAAGUGCCAGAGAAAGUGAGACAUCUUACUGUGAAAUCAAGAAAUCCAAGAGACAUACACAUUUCUUGGAGAAGGCCUUUGUUCACUGGAAGCAUAAAGGGAUACAGGAUACAAUAUGAGUGUGUGACAAAUAUCGUUUGCGAAGAAUCAUGUCGCAAUUCCAGUGGAAGUCUAGAGACCACAGAACAGUCAGCAAACCUAUUUAAUUUAUUGCCUUACGCGCAAUACAAAAUAAGGGUUGGAGCAUUUUCUUCAAGACAAGGACCCUACACAACGUUGUUUGCAACAACAAAACCGGCGAGUCCAGAUGUUUCCCCUAUUGCCAGCGACCAACCAAUUGUUUCCAAAAGUAAUACAACAGUGACUGUCCAAUGGCAACCUCCUCCGUGUCCUGGUCGCAAUGGUCAGUUGAGGGGAUAUCACGUGAGUCUUGCCACGGAGGCAGAAAAUGGGAUAAGAAUUCUUCAGACUGGAACAACCAAACUUUUACAAGCUAGUUUUACAUCUCUGACUCCAAUGACCCAAUACCAAGUUUACAUAUAUGCAAUGAACUCUCAUGGAUGGAACGCAGAUUUCAAAUUGGUCAUUCCUUUUUCAUCUUCUGGAACAGUUCCAGAUAGAGUUCAAAAUUUACAAGUUUAUAAAAAGGGACGACGAAUGAUAGGCAUUAGAUGGGCAAGGCCCUCAAGAGUAUAUGGAACGCUAAAAUCAUUUACUGUCUCCUACCAGCAGAAAGAUACAGGAAAUAAAUUCUCACAAACUGUGUUGCCGAGUGCUUGCUCUGGAUGGCCGCACUUGAUCUGUUACACUAUCAACAAAAAUUUGCAGCCUGAUAAGCAGUACAUUGUGUCAGUAGCAGCCCGGAAUACUGAGAUUGACGAGGAUGGAAUGGUGUCUGAAAUAAUCGCCAAAACUCGAGAAGAUGCCCCUGAAGCACCUACUUCACUGAAAAUUACAAGAGGUACAAGUACAUCCCUUGAAAUGGAAUGGGGAUUGCCAAACAUGUUUAAUGGAGAGCUCCGCUCAUUUCUUGUAAAUGUUGAACACAUAGAAUCUUUGAAUGAAUCAGAAUGUUGUGAAUAUUUUCCAGUUCAAGAAUUACCUGUUAGAGAAGAAACACCCAUUUACAAUCUAGAGGUUACUGGUUUAAAUCCGGCAUCAACUUAUGUAGUCAGUGUAACUGCAAAAACAAUCACACUAGGACCAAGUAUCAAUGCAACCUACUUCACUUCUCCAUUGCCCCCAACCAAUCUCCGAUCUCCACAGGCUCUGGGUGUAGCAGAUGACGGUGAUUCUUAUCUUUUGAAAAUUCAACCAACUAACAUUACUUCAACUCCUAACAGCAAAUAUCUUUUACUAGUAUUGCCUUCUAGCAAAUUUCCUCCACCAGUCAUCUGGGAAAGAGAAUUAUUAGAGAAACUAACUGAAGCAGUUAAUGCAAGUUUCUACAUUGUUUCAGAGUUUACAAGCGCUGAGCUUGUGAGUGCGCAGGAAGUUAAAAUAAGCACAGGCAGCGAUGUCACGAAUGGAACUCUCGGCCAGCUGAUGGAUCCUAAAUUUUCUCCUGGUUACUACAAAGUGGGACUGGCUCUUGUGCAAAGAUAUGGACAAGCCAUAAGUGUGGCUUUGGCAACAAGUAACCAAUUUGAAUUUCGAACAGUUGACUUAGGAAGAGUGAUUUCUUAGGCGAGGUUUCUUCAUGUCUGAAUGUAAUGUGCAAGAAGAAAUAUACUAUUAUUUUUUGGCAUAUAAUACAUAGUUUUUGUCACCUGACUUAAUGCAAAUUAAAACAUACGAUAGUAUGCUCAAAGUGAUGAAUACAUGCCAAAAAAUGAUCCCACCCACAACAGUACAUUUAUCCAUGUUCAGUUCUAAAUAUACUUUUAAGAAGAUUAAGAUGCAUUUAUUCAAAUCAGUUGUAUUCAUCACCACAUACAGCAUCCACAAUCUUCUAAUGUUACAAAUAGCAAAAAACUGCAUCUUGUUCAUUCCUUUUUGGGUCCAUGGACACUCGUGCGUGACGAGUGAAGGAAGCAUAAGCCGAACUUGAAUUCGAUGAUUUGCAAACAAUAUAGCUUAAAGUAAAUACAAUGAACCUAUUUUCGAACAAUAUAUGUAGUAUUUGAAGCAUAAGUAGCACUCUGGCAUAGCAGAAGAAAUAUUAGGGUUAAGUGCAACUACCAG
Messenger RNA from Gryllus bimaculatus (two-spotted cricket), 2511 nucleotides. NCBI's taxonomy places the organism in Eukaryota, Metazoa, Arthropoda, Insecta, Orthoptera, Gryllidae. The record is from the annotation of a GenBank genome assembly.